Molecule: messenger RNA, 1752 nt
Organism: Centruroides sculpturatus (bark scorpion)
Lineage: Eukaryota; Metazoa; Arthropoda; Arachnida; Scorpiones; Buthidae
Gene: Noa36
Product: zinc finger protein 330 homolog
Exons: 11
Coding region: 116-1018 (300 amino acids)
Cellular component (GO): nucleus
Molecular function (GO): zinc ion binding
Source: RefSeq, a predicted model, not a curated record
CAACACUUCCGGUUUCCAACUUAAAACCGGAAGAACUGGCAACGUGAAUUUGUUUACGAAGCAACAGGAGCUAUUUCUUUACUGACAUACAUAAUUAUAAAUUUACGAUACUAAAAUGCCUAAGAAGAAGACAGGCCAGAGGAAAAAGGCCGAGAAGCAGAGACAAAGACAAAAAGAGAUUCGUUCGGUACAUGGUCAAAAGUCUCUUGCCGAAUAUCCGUGUAAUGCUGUAAUGGAUUGUGACAAGUGUAACAAAAGGCAGAAAAAUAGAGCUUUUUGUUAUUUUUGUUCGUCUGUGCAAAGAAUACCGAUGUGCGCUCAGUGCGGUAAAACUAAAUGUAUGCUGAAAACUGGAGAUUGCGUUGUGAAACAUCCGGCAAUGUUUGUUACAGGAUUAGCAAUGGUUGGUGCAAUAUGUGACUUUUGUGAAGCUUGGGUUUGCCAUGGACAAAAGUGUUUGACUAGUCACGCUUGUACAUGUGUUUUACAAGACGCUGUUUGUGUUGAAUGCCAAAGAGGUGUUUGGGAUCAUGGUGGAAGAGUGUUUACUUGUUCUUUUUGUGGAAAUUAUUUGUGUGAAGAUGAUCAGUUUGAACAUCAAGCAAGUUGUCAAUUUUUAGAAUCCGAAACUCUAAAAUGUCAGUCUUGCAACAGACUUGGUCAAUAUUCCUGUUUGAGGUGCAAGACUUGCUACUGUGAAGAUCAUGUACGCCGCAAAGGAUUUAAAUAUGAAAGAAAUCAACCUAUACCUUGUCCAAAAUGCGGAUAUGACACAAAACAAACAAAAGAUCUCAGUAUGUCAAUUCGCAAACAUGAUUAUGGCAGACAAGGUACCCAAGAUUAUGACGACGACGAUAGAGAAGGUUAUUAUGAUUAUGAAGCAUGUGGUGAUUAUACAGAUAAUUAUGAAUAUGGAAAUGAUGACGAAGAUGAAGAAGAGGAGGAGGAGGAGGAGGAAGAAGAGGACGAAGAGGAAGAUAAUGAAAAUGAGGAAGCAGCAAAUGAAAAAGCUACAUAAGACUCAUACAAAGUAAAAAAAAAAAAAAAAAAGAUUUUAUUGACGAAUAAUUAAAAAAAAAAAGUAAAUUAUUUAAAUUUUCAAAAUCAAAAGUUGAUGUAGAGAUUUUAAAAUUUUUGGAUAUGUUUUAAUAGAGUUAUUGUUGAGCAGGAUACUCAGAGAUUCCUGGAAUGCAUUUAUUUAUUUUAAUGCAAAGGAGAGAAAGGAUCGAUGUGUAAAUUUAUUUGCUUAGGUAGGCCAUUUUAAAACUCAUUUCUUGUUUCUAAGCAAAUGUUCAAUCUAUAAGAUGUUUGUAGUAAAAACAAAAAAAGAUUUCUUUCGAGAAUAAAUCUAUACUGUUUACUGUAAAACAAAUCAUAUGUCAUGUAAAACAAUUAUUCAAGUUCCGAGACAUUGUCCUAAGGCCAUUUGUGAUGCUUUAAAUUUUCCUUUUCCUCAAGUACACAAAUUCUUUGUUUAUUUAUCUUUUUUUUGUAAACUUUAAAGCUUUGCUUUUAUCUUCAUUUUGGUCUUAACUUGUCUAAUUGCCAGAUUUGUCGGGCUACUGCUAUGAUUAACUGAUUAUAAUUUGGCCGAAAGGUAGGUUGUUGGUCGCUAUGUGGUGUCAGUAUUAAUAAUUAGAAAUUAUUUAAAUUUAAUCUGUACUUUGAUAAGUCUGACAAUUAGAUAUUUGAUUUGAUAUUAACAAAUUGGAUGUUGUCCUGUUGUAAUUUAUUAAAUGUAAGGAAACUGAA